CACAGCGUGGAGUUGCCAGGGAACUAGAGUAAACCUGCAUGCACGUUUCGCUUUAUCACAGAUCUCCUCCUUUGGGGGGGAUUUCUCCUUUUUUUUCCUUUGCUAUUUUGCUACUGGGAGAAACUAACUUGUCUUGCAGUCAGCCUGGGACCUGGAGGGUAUUUAAAAGUCUGGGAGAAAGUAUUGGGACCUGUGGACUUAGCAGCCUGGAUCUUGCUAUACAGGUGUGAAUUCCUAUUCUUCAUCUACUGAUCAAGGUCAAACGAUCUCCGCACAGGAGUUACUUUUACUCUUCUUCUACUCUUACAUUUCUGCAAAACAUGGUAGACAGCUUGAUCGUGUCGUAUUCUUUACGGUUGGUCAGCUCCAUUGUAUUGCUAGGAUUUCAGCUAGUUGUGUCCCAGCUGUCAAUUGAUCACAGAAAGGUCCCACAAAGGAUAGACCACGAAAGUAAUGUUAAUGAAAAUAUCAGUGCUGGGCCUACUGGUACAUGGGGAAACUGGGGACCAUGGUCAGCUUGCUCUAGAAGCUGCAGUGGAGGAGUUAUGGAACAAACCCGACCCUGCCUUCCUGCCAGCUACCAAGAAAGGGUCUACCAAGGUCCAGGUCAACAGUAUGCUACAGGGGAAAGAACGGUCAACCUCCAAAAUGCUGUAAACCAUGACACUGUUCUAAAUCCAUACCCUGGCCAUGUUGUGUCCGCAAUUAGAACAUCGGUGCCUCUUCAUAGAAAAGGAGACAGUCCAAGGUACAGUCUUCCAGCUUCAGAGAAUUUAAGUCAAAUUCAUCUUGGCAGAGGAAUAAUAAGAGGUGGACGACCAUUACCCAACGGACAGACCUCAAGACCAGAAAGGAGAAACAGAACCAGAACGCCCAUCAGUCCAGGAUCAUACGGGUAUGGUAAAGUUCCUUAUAUUUUACCAUUACAAAGUGACACUGGUCAAGAAGUUCCAAGAGGGAGAGCAAAGAGACAGCGUCAAUCUUUGAGGCAACCAUCCUAUGAGCAGAAUGCAAAUCAUAGGCGUUUUUCCGGAUUCCCAUCAACUCAUCAGGAUAACGUUUAUACAGAAGAAAGUGGAAUUCCAGUGGUGUCACCGGUAGCAGAGCCUCCAACAAAUCGGCAGCGAACAUCUUCCAAUUCUCACACUAUGCCAAUAUCACAGAGUUUGUUUCCUGAUACUUCCAGCCGUGGCUCUACAACCCUCCAACUUCUCCAAGAUAAACCUCCUGCUCAACGGGGAGCCACAGCCAUCAUGUGCAUCGGAGCCUAUAAACAAUACAAGCUUUGUAAUAAAAAUCCGUGCCCAGGGAAUAACAGAGGCAUCCGAGAGGUUCAAUGUGCAUCCUAUAACAACAAGCCAUUUAUGGGCCGAUUGUAUGAGUGGGAACCAUUUUCUGAAGGAAAAGAUAAUUUAAAGUGUGAGCUAACAUGUCGAGCCAUGGGCUACAGAUUCUACGUGAGACAAGCUGAGAAAGUAAUAGAUGGGACGCCGUGUGACCUCAACGGAACGUCUGUUUGUGUGUCUGGCCAAUGCAAGGGUAUUGGCUGUGAUGACUAUUUGGGGUCAGACAAAGUGAUUGACAAGUGCGGAGUAUGUGGAGGAGAUAACACAGCCUGUAAAGUGGUCUCGGGAAUCUUCAAACACAUUUUAACUAAAGUUGGAUACCAUAAAGUUAUAGAAAUCCCUGAAGGUGCCACCAAGAUCAACGUGACCGAGAUGUCAAAAAGCAGUAACUACUUAGCGCUUCGAAGUCGGUCAGGCAGAUCGAUCAUCAAUGGAAACUGGGCCAUCGACAGGCCCGGUAAAUAUGAAGGAGGUGGGACAAUGUUUGUUUAUAAGCGGCCAAAUGAAAUUUCGAGCACUGCUGGGGAGUCAUUUUUAGCUGAAGGCCCAACAAAUGAAGCACUUGAUGUUUAUAUGAUACAUCAACAACCAAAUCCUGGCAUUCGUUACGAGUUUGUUAUUCCAGCAGAGAAUGUUAUCAGUCCGCAACUCCCUCCAAAUCGGAGACCUGGUCAACCAUUCAAUGGCCAGCUAGAGAUAACUGAUGAAUCAACUCCUACAGAGAACAGAGAUUCCUUCAGUGAUGUUGACAUACACACUGAUCAUGCCACUGGAGUGUUGCCACCCUUGCAGCCUGGGAGGAUUCCAUCGAAUCAACCAGACAACCAGGUGCAGCCGAUACAACCAGCAAGACGAAACCGUGACUACAACUGGAAACAAGUUGGGUCAACAGAAUGUUCAGCUACAUGUGGGAAAGGAUCACGAUACCCGUCUUUUCACUGUGUAAACAGGAAUACUCAUGAAGAGGUGGCAGAAUCGUUCUGUGACCCUAGCAUGAAGCCCAGUGCUGAAGAGGAGCCUUGCAAUCUCUUUCCAUGUCCAGCUUUCUGGGAUAUUGGCGAGUGGUCGGAAUGCAGCAAAACCUGCGGUUUAGGAAUGCAGCACCGGCAAAUCCUCUGCAGGCACGUUUACGCUAACCGUACCCAGACAGUACAGCCACACCGCUGCCAGCAGUUGGAAAAGCCGGAGACAACGAGUACAUGCCAAAUGAAGAUCUGCAGUGAGUGGCAAAUAAGGACAGAGUGGACACCCUGCUCUGUGCCAUGUGGCGUGGGGCAGAAGACCCGUGAUGUAAAGUGUGUCAGCAACAUAGGAGAUGUGGUUGAUGAUGAAGAAUGUAACAUGAAGCUUCGUCCAAUCGAUAUUGAAAACUGCGACAUGGGAGCAUGUGCCAGAAGUUGGUUUCUUACAGAAUGGAGUGAUAGGUGCUCUGCGGAGUGUGGAGAGGGAGUUCGAACACGAUCAGUGGUGUGUCUGUCCAAUCAUAUCAGCAGCUUGCCACUAGAAGGCUGUGGAAAUAAUAGACCACCUGAAACUACAAAGUGUGAUAAUGGACCCUGUGAUGGCAAAGUUGAAUGGUUUAUGGGAAGCUGGAGUCAGUGCUCGGUUGAAUGUGGCACUGGAACGCAGCAAAGAGAUGUGAUAUGCAUCAGGAAGAGAGCCGAAGGUUUCACAGUGGUAAAUCCACAGGAAUGUUCAUAUUUGGAAAGACCACCUAACCAGCAAUCCUGCCACCUCAAAACCUGCGGCGCAAAAUGGUUUUACACCGAUUGGAGUUCAUGUUCCAAAUCCUGUGAGGGUGGAUUCAGAAUCCGUGAGGUACGAUGCCUCUCAGAUGACAUGGCCCACAGUGAUAAAUGUGAUCCCGACCUCAAACCGGAGCAUACAGAGACAUGUAAUCCCCAGGACUGCAUACCAGAAAUUGAUGAAAAUUGCAAAGACAAAUACUACAACUGCAAUGUUGUUGUGCAGGCCAGAUUGUGUGUCUACGCUUACUACAAAACUGCUUGUUGUGUAUCCUGCCUCAGAGCAGCCAGCAGACAGACAGGUUUUGUUGGCCGGAGAUAACAUCGGCUGUACCACCUCCUCAAGCAAAUACUAAGCAACACAGACGCCCAGAAGCAGAACUAAUGACUGAUCUGCACCUGCCUCUGUUUUUACUGAUCAUUUUAUUUAACAAGAAAAGUGUCCAUCAUGAUAUGUUUCUCAUUAGAAUCAUCACAAUCUUUAUAGUACUUUUUUUUUACUUUUUUUAUUUUUUAUUUCGUGAGCUGUGAUCCUAUCACGUGGUUUGUUUUUUUUUAGACUGUGUGCACACUGUUGGAAUCACACAUAACAAUGCAAUACCUAAUCUCCCACCAUUGAGUUUUUUGUUUUUUUUUUAAAAGGAGCCAAAUAAAUAAUGCACAGACCCGGCAUUAUUCACAGUACCUGGGUCACUUUUGCUACAUUACCAGGGCAUGAGACUAUAUUUUCUGUUUAGGUGUUGGAUUAACAACUUUGUAAAUAAUAAAGUAAUGCUUUUCCUGUUAUAUAGGGCAUCAAUUUAGUUUGUCUUUUUGUAGAAAAUCAUGAUGCAGUAGUGCUGCUAUUGACCGCCUGUGCACAUGAAGACCGAAGGGCAUCUGUAAUCCCUCCCUGGGGGCUGCAGUUCAAGGGCCACAGUGUCCAAGCGUGUAUGUACCAAGAUUAACACCCUGAACACCCUUCAGUAAAUGAUUUGGCUUUUGUAGGGGAUAUUCUCUGCCUUUCACCAAUAGAUUAUGGGAUUAUUUUGCACACUCUUGCAUGUAGAUGUAUUUGAAAAUGUAUCCAUCCACAGUGUUCAAUUGGUUUAUUUCAGAACAACAAACCCUGCACAUUCCAUUGCGUAAUAUUGUUUAGCAAGCAAUACACUAAGGAUCUCUGAGUACACUAAGGACAAUAGAAGGUCUCAGAAUGUGUUUUAUUUUGUAGACAAUUGCAACAAGAAUGGCCAAACAGCAGGCCUCAGGGUUGUUUUUGAUUAUGUAAAAAGCUUAAUGGAAGGUGUAAAUUCUAUAUGUGGACAGGAUUAUUCAAGUUUAGAUCUUGUGAUAGUGUGUUAUUUGACUAGACUUAAUCAUUAAUUAACUACCUGGACAAAUGUAAUGCAAUGUAGAAUAAACUAUGUGCCCUUAGAUAGGUCCAUAUUGUCCAUGACUUUCAUAAGGUAAAAGUAAACCAUUAGAAAACAUAUUUAGCAUUCAGUCACGGAUACCUACCACUCCACUCAAAGUCAUGUAAUGUAGAGCAGUG
Messenger RNA from Pelobates fuscus (common spadefoot toad), 4622 nucleotides. RefSeq names its product thrombospondin type 1 domain containing 4 (gene THSD4). Gene Ontology annotation, cellular component: extracellular matrix. NCBI's taxonomy places the organism in Eukaryota, Metazoa, Chordata, Amphibia, Anura, Pelobatidae. Bases 321 to 3413 code for a protein of 1030 amino acids. Gene Ontology annotation, molecular function: metalloendopeptidase activity. The record is from RefSeq and is a predicted model, not a curated record. The transcript is spliced from 18 exons. Gene Ontology annotation, biological process: proteolysis; extracellular matrix organization.